AUGCCAAUGCAGUUGAAGAUCCGUCGGAGCCAUUCAGGCUGCAGACCAUGCCGCAGAAGAGGCAAGCGGUGCGACGAGGCAAAGCCCAGCUGCCGGGCCUGCGCGAGGCUGUCCCUAGAAUGCAGCUAUGGAGUCAACUUUAGCUUCCGCAAUACCAACGGGGUGCAGUUUCUGCAGCAUGCUGCAUCCCGAUUAGAUUAUCCUUCCAACGGGCCAUGCAUAAUUGGCGUUAAUAUCUCCAACUCCCUCGGCAAGAUUUCAAAUGCAGCGAUACCAGCCGCGCUUAGCUCUGAGGACAAUCUUGAGUUCGGCUACCUCAACCAUUUCCGGGAACAUGUGCGCCAUCUUCUGCCUGCAGUGUCUCCACAAAUCGCAGACGGAUUCCUUCAGUCUCCUUGUCUUUGGUACGCUGUGCUCUGCAUCUCGGCAUCAAAUCUCUCGAUGCUGAAUGCGCGAGUUCAGAGCCGCACUCUGGUCGGUAACAGUCGGCGAUCUGUGUUCAGCCCACUUGUGAAUAUUUUGCAUCACAAUAAUGCCCAAAAAUAUCACAAUAUGGCGCUCGAGUACUACUCCAAUGCCAAGCAAGAGGAGGUCAAGCAUCAGGCACCUGCACUCCUUGCUGCACAUGUUCUCCUCGCCUAUUACCACCAUGCGUCGACGGAUCAUUUGAGCUUCCGGCUGGCGGUCGAAAAUUCUGUGCGCUUUGUUUUGCAGAAUCGAGCGAGCAUAAUGGACUCACGCGAUGGGGCUGGAUCGUUGCAAAUGUGGUACCGUCUAUGUGCAUCCCAUCGACCGGCAAAGCCACCUGCGCUGAUUCUUGAAGGAGCCGGGGCUAGUAUCAUUGGACCGAAUCCCCUUCCAGAUGUUUCUGAGCAUCUAUACCUUCGCUGCAUAUUGGACAUGAAUGUGGACGACCUUAUCUACGACAUUCUCAUCAAGACGCUGGAGAUUAGGACAAAAUUGGUUGUUUUUCGCAGUGUAGCAGGUAGUUGCCAGAUAUCUGAGCUGUCGAGUGAGAUUGGUAGUCUCGCGUAUGAGAUCAUGAACAAAAUGCUCGGAAGACAAUGUGUACCGGAUGAGCUUACAGAAGCCCGGGAAGGCUGUGUGCGAGGCUCACAUUUACUGGCCUUGUUGGAGGUUCAAAAAGAGAGAUUAAAGGUGUGGCGAUCCAGACUCCACACUGAUCGACUGUUCGAACAUAAUUCGCCUUUUGCUGAAAGAUUUCUGACCCAUCGAGACGCCAUGAACGCCUUGUAUUACAUGCUCUGUGAAAUCACUUUCGUUGAAGCUAAUGCGGGUCCUUCAUCGGAAGGGACACAGGCGUAUUCUGCAAAUAUUGCCAGUAUGGCGCACCAUAUGUGUCAGAUUGCCGGUCAACUGAGUUUCAGUAUGUCGAAUACGUCGGAUGUAUACACGCUUAGUGUGGCGGAGGUGCUGCUCCAACUUGCAUUCGCCUGCCGCUCUGAUGGACUCUUUCACCACAUCUUAGAUUCCCUCUGGCCGCAGCUUGAGAUGGGCGGUAAAGGCUAUGAGCACUCCCACUACCCCACACAUCUCGUCAAGCGGAUUAUAGCCCAAGUUGCAGCCUACUGGGAGAAAGGCCGAGCAGUAACUUUUGCUUUGCCGGCAGUUGCAGAAAACAUAUCGAAACUAAGGCUGCUGGAUAUCGAUCGUCCCGUCGACCUGGUGGUCUGCGGCUAUAACAAGGAUGGGCAGCAUUUCAUUGAAAAGGCUCUACUUCCGUAA
Aspergillus sclerotioniger CBS 115572 is the source of this 1746-nucleotide messenger RNA. Its product is annotated as Zn(II)2Cys6 transcription factor domain-containing protein. Lineage: Eukaryota; Fungi; Ascomycota; Eurotiomycetes; Eurotiales; Aspergillaceae. Gene Ontology annotation, molecular function: DNA-binding transcription factor activity, RNA polymerase II-specific; transcription cis-regulatory region binding; zinc ion binding. The coding region runs from base 1 to 1746 and encodes 581 amino acids. The transcript has 2 exons. Gene Ontology annotation, biological process: positive regulation of transcription by RNA polymerase II. Gene Ontology annotation, cellular component: nucleus. The record is from RefSeq and is a predicted model, not a curated record.